Lodderomyces theae is the source of this 573-nucleotide messenger RNA. RefSeq names its product E2 ubiquitin-conjugating protein (gene UBC8). Gene Ontology annotation, cellular component: nucleus. Lineage: Eukaryota; Fungi; Ascomycota; Pichiomycetes; Serinales; Debaryomycetaceae. Bases 1 to 573 code for a protein of 190 amino acids. Gene Ontology annotation, molecular function: ubiquitin conjugating enzyme activity. Gene Ontology annotation, biological process: protein polyubiquitination; ubiquitin-dependent protein catabolic process. The record is from RefSeq and is a predicted model, not a curated record. The transcript has a single exon.
AUGAGUUCUCCCAAAAGACGUAUCGAGAAAGAUGUCAUGGCUCUAAUGAUGAGUGACCACGAUGUAACAUUGAUUGACGACUCGAUACAACAAUUCUUUGUCAUAUUCCAUGGCCCAAAAGACACCCCAUAUGAGGGUGGAGUGUGGAAGAUUCGGGUCGAGUUGCCCGAUCAAUAUCCCAUCAAGUCGCCGUCGAUAGGGUUCACAAAUAAAAUUUAUCAUCCUAAUAUUGACGAGGGCUCAGGAGCAGUUUGUUUGGAUGUCAUUAAUCAAACAUGGUCACCGAUGUUUGGAUUACUAAAUAUAUUUGAAAACUUUUUGCCUCAUUUGUUGAGAUAUGCCAAUCCUAGUGAUCCAUUGAAUACGGAAGCAUCCAAUUUAAUGACAAAGGAUGAGAAUAAGUACAAUGAAACGGUAAAGAAAUAUGUUGAGCAGUAUGCGAGCCACAUACCUGACAUGAACGGAGACGCUGAACGAGAAGGCGAAGAAGACGAAGACGACGAGUUGAGCGAUAUUGGAAGUUUAUCUGGCGACGAUGACGAGGAUGGGGUCGCAGGAAACCUUGAAAUUUGA